Annulohypoxylon truncatum is the source of this 6686-nucleotide messenger RNA. RefSeq lists its product as uncharacterized. The record is from RefSeq and is a predicted model, not a curated record. The coding region runs from base 300 to 6371 and encodes 2023 amino acids. The transcript has a single exon. NCBI's taxonomy places the organism in Eukaryota, Fungi, Ascomycota, Sordariomycetes, Xylariales, Hypoxylaceae.
GUCCUAAUGAAUUUUUAUUUAGUCGUGAAGCUGUACCAGUUUACCAUUUAUUGCUAUCCAGCCGCCUAGUUUGCGAAUAAGCACCAACGGAUAGCUUGCACAGCAUCAUAACCGCAUCUACAACCACUAGAAGAAGUCAUAGACCUUUCUACGUUUACGACAGAUAAAUCUACUUGUACCACGUCGAUAUUUGCCAUUGUGUGCUCUUUGCUGAAGAAGCCUUGAAUCUAUAUCAUCACCAUCCAUCGUCGGGCUAACGCCUAGAACAGGCGCGCUCGACCCCUACUGCGAGAAGCAACAUGGUUGAAUAUCAUGGCUCCUCGAGCUUACCUAGAGAAACUCAACUCUUCGGUAGACCCUCGCACGGAUAUCCGAUAGACUACUACCCAUUUGCCUCUGGUCGGGUGAUCUCGAGGUCCAAUGUACCCGGACCGAUCAGAACCUCGACGCGGGCAUCUACUACGUCCAGGCCGGCCCGGAAAACUCCUUAUCCUGGAUAUGAUCAAUACCCCACGGCCGCCAGUGCCCAAGUACGUCGCGCAGGCGGAAAAAAGUCACCAAGGAGAUCUAAGAUGGUCCCAGGCCCUGGUGUAGGAGAGUUCUAUGGCAUGGCCACGGGGAAGAAACCAAAUACGCGGUUGCGUGUCAACCAGCUGUUUCUGAACAUCGUCCAGGAGUGUCAGGAUCACUACGAUAAUAAAAUUCCGGCAGGGUUCGAUGGAACGCAACAACAGACGCAAGAAUUACGUGAGUACCUCAGGAGGGGCCUUGAGGCAUUAGGAUUAGAGGAUAGACUGAGCGCCCUGGAAACCAACAACACGAUCCAUGGUAACCCUCAAUUCCUUAGCUCUCCGGUUUUUCUAUUGCCGGGAUGGGAGGAUUACUGGGCCACUGUGGAGGACAACGAAGGCUGGGAGGCCUUCAGAGAUAAGUUAAUGGGCUCCAACGAAAGGGCUUUUGGGUCAAUUCGAGGCGGCGCCGAUCCGGAGAGGAUGGAUCUAAGAGAAACAAUCGAUGCUCCAUUCACAAACCCGGAGAGAGAAUGGGCUCAACUCAAGAGGGAUGCACGAGUUCAAGUGGGAAGACUCCCCGAGAAAUUGGACGAGCUCGCAAAGAUCGGACCUUUUAUGUAUCCUGGCGCGGACAUGGACGACGACCUGCGCGCGAAGUUCUCGCAGGAAUUCCAAGACGUGAUUAAGACCCAGACCCCAAGGUAUGAUGCCAUGACAACGGCAUCAGCAGCAUAUAUAAAGGCCCAGCGGGAUUAUGUCGCAGAUGAGAUCGACAAAGAGAGGUUGAAAAUGACAAAAUUCCUGACAAGCACGAUAGACAGAAACGGGCAGGGUAAAGGCCGGUUCUUAUUGAAAAGUAGAAGUGCCGACAAUGAAGAAUUCCGAGACUCACUGACGGCUGGCUUCCUCACGAGAGCAUACCGUAUUAUUCACGUCGCAGCUGUAAACAGGUUGUAUGAGCUGGGCGAAGCACCGAUCCACGAACUGUUACAUGCAGAGGUAAAUUACUUGAAAAGUUUGAGGUCUCAGGAGGAAAUCUGGAAAGAGUAUGACAACUUUCGCCUCACAGACUGGAUCAAAAACCAGGAGGCGGCGAGAGUUACGAGCAAGCGCAUCGAAUUACGCAAUGCAUUGGAUGCGUACUGGGCGGAACGCAUUCAACAAUUUGAGAAAGCCAUCGUGAGUCAUGAUCCAGACGCGGAUGAGGAGCCCUUGCUCGCGGAUGUGGACUUAAUGGAUCCUGAAAACUCCGAUCCUCCUAGCAACCCUAAAACGCAGCAAACGAAGCGAGUACCUGAGUUUCUUGAGGCUCUCGAAAGAAUACGUGACGCGAACAUCAAAGCACGCGAGCAGACAAUUGCGGAAAACGACCAGCUCUCUGACGGAGACGUGGGUAACCACCAGCUUAUACAAGUCAACAACCUCGACAUCAUGGCCAAGAACAACGUCAUAUUUGGUCUUGACGUAGAGAUUGAGAACGCAAAGAGCUUCGAUCCGCUUGCCGAGGGAAAUUUGGGCUUCGGAGCGCACCACCGGAUGACCAUAGCGCCCCCUGACGAGUAUUGGAGAGACACGAAAAGGAUCCGAGGGAAUAAGGACCUGCCCACUAGUAUCCGAACGCUGAGCGGUAGAGGUCCCUUGCCUGGCCAGCACCCGGUACCAGGUAUACCCAAGGUAGUCAUCGGUGGCCCGGAUGAUCUGGGUGAGCCUUUGAAUACGGAUAUGCUUAGGCUUCCUAGGCCGCCGAUCGACUUGGCGCCUGGCUUUAACACGACUGACAUACCCGCGCCGAAGCAAUCUCAAUCUACCGGAGCUCAAGGAUCGAAAACGCCAGCUAAGAACCCACCUCCAGCUGGGCCCGCCAAACAGCCAACUCUUUUUGGCGGGAAUUUCCAACCACCAAAGCUGGGUGUACAGGAAACCCCACAGCCCGUAGAAGGAAACUUUUGGACACUAGGUCAGGUACUGAGGGAUCUCCAAGGUUAUGACAGUUUAAUGCCGCAAGCAACGCGGAACAACGAGAGUUGCUCUUUACAGGUGUGGUCAGACGUAUUCAGCACCGCAUGGAACUACCGCGGCUACAGACGGGGGAUGGAAAUACCCUUAACGUCCAAUUGGACUUUAGACGAGUUCAGCGUCCGACGAUUCGACGAGUUCUCUCGCGGCCUGAAGCAGAAUACGCAGUCGCAAUCGCCGGAGUCACAGAAGAGGCGUGAAACAGAGUAUUAUCAGGGUCUUGUGAGUGCUCAAGCGAGAUAUCUCUGCGAUAACACGAUGAGUUGGAGCGUGGCUGUCUUGCUGUCUGGAUUUGCUAUCGUGCGUGGCUUGGGUCCUCAACCUGAUAAUAGGGACAGCCAGGGACCGCCCGUGGCCAGGUACCUCCUGACCAUAGCGCAAUUCCUCAGAAAUGGUACUGAGCUCUCACAACGAUAUCGCGACCCGCGUUCCGAGGUGAGGGAAGCAAAAGCAAGAGAUCCCGUCCAAUGGAGUAUGCGGGAAAUUGGGUCGAUGACCUUUGACGAAUAUGUCCGUACGCUGCCCCCUAGACUUCAGCGAAACCUAAGUGAAGCAAGGCGGAAGUUCGCUAUUAUUAAGCAUAGUGCGGGAGGGAUCAAGAGAAGCUUGAUUAAGACCCAGGGACCACCGAAAACAUCGAAAACACCUCAGGCACCUAUACAGCCGGCCUACGUUCCCCCAUCGCAGCCCAAGCAGCCAGCGCAGCCAUCGCAGCCAAGGCCGCUAUAUCAGCCAAAGGAGUCGCCGCCAUUCCAGCCAUUCCAGCCAUACCAGCCGAAGCAGCCGUCGCAACCAAAGCGAGAGAGGCCAGCACCACCACCGAAGUCAAAUCGGCCAACUCAGCCGGGUUGGACGACAGCGUCCAAUACCCACGGACCGCGCCAGUGGACCAUGCGCGACAUCGAAAACUCGACCUUCGAAGACUAUUGGAACACGCUGCCGGCGAGGGCGCAGCGAGACAGGCAAGCCGCUCGUAAUGACUGGAUGCUUAUCAAAGACAGCUGGUCCCAGAUCAAGAACGCCUUCCCGGCCGCGGCUCAGGCUGCUCCUCAAGCCCAGGCACCUCAAGCCCAGGCACCUCAAGCCCAGGCACCUCAAGCCCAGGCACCUCAAGCCCAGGCACCUCCCGCGCAGGCACCUCCUGCACAAGGCCCUCCCAAGACGAGCCCUCCUCGGCCGGCUGAUUUCUUUUUCCCCCCUGCGUCAUUCCUGUUCCCCGCUGCGUCACUCCAGCCCCCGGUUGCGUCAACCCCGUCACAGCCACAGCCAACCCCUAAGUCGACCCAGUCAACUUCUAAGUCCACCUUCCCGGCACCAGCUGCCCCCGCGCCGACUCAACCCGCGCCGACUCAACCCGCGCCGGCUCACCCCGAGCCAGCUGUUUCUCAGGAGGACGUUACUAUGUCCGGCGGCUUAGGAGAAGGCCGGCGUCACCCCAGCCAGUGGACCUGGCCCGAGUGGGAACGCCUAGGGAGCGCGUGGGACCACUACUACCAGGAAUUAUACCAGUGGGAACAGGAGAGGCACGGCUAUCCCGAGAUGAUGUACUAUGUCUGGAGGCAGGCGGCGAUUCGGCGAUGGGCGCUCAAGACAGGCCCGCCCUCUGGCGUCUCCAAGGGCCCAGCAACUCCCGGUCCCAAGAACGGUGGUAAGGUUCCCCCGAAAAGUUCCACGGGCCCCAAACGACCAUCUGAAAAUGGGGGUCGCGGGCUGGGACAUCCCAGCACGUGGUCAUGGCCUGAAUGGCGGGACUACGGCCGCGAUUGGGACACGUACACGGGAGCCCUGACCGAAGAGGAGCGGCGGAGAAACGGCUACCCCGAGAGGUAUUUCUACGUCUGGAGAACGGCGGCACUUCGAAACUGGUCGAAGCGGAAUCGCAGAGGCCCUGGAAAAUACAUUCCCAUUCCCUCUCCUCGUGAAGGUCCUGCACCAGCCCCGGGCCCUGCACCCGCACCUGCACCCGCUCCCGCUCCCGCGGGCGCCGCUCCCAAGACGCCUGGUCCAAAGGCAAGCACACUUUUCGGCGGCCCAUUCGUGCCUCCAAAGAAAUCCGAAGAAGAUGCGGGUGAUAUAUCCUCGAUACAUUCCUCGAGUGACAGCGAUGACGAUGCACCUGCCCCUUCAAAGCAGACUCCAGCAGUCCAAGCACCUCCAGUGCCCCCGCCACAGGGGAUCAGUUGGGACAACAUGUUUUCUUCAGGUCCUGUACAAAGCAAUACUCCAAAGUCUUCAAGUUGGUUUGAAAACUUACCGAAGACCUCGAGUUUAUUUACUAAUGUACCAAAGACCUCGACAUCCGAAGGUCUGUUUCAACCUGUCUCUUUCACUGACCAGACAAGCGGUCCAGGGCCUCAACAGACCUCAAAUUUUGUGUCCUCGGAUUUUGUAGAUCGAAUAAGGAGGGAGAACGAGCAGUGGCGUGAACGGGCUCGGGCAUUGGGCAUAGAAACAGAUGAUUCAGAGGAGCCUGACCCCACGCCAGAACAGCCUAGCAAAAACCCAAGUAAAAUUCUCAGUCGCGUGGAUGGGAAUGAGGAAGAGCUCCUACGGACGAUAUCUAGAACCCAACCGUCGGCUAGCUGGGUUAAGAGGAUAGCAUCGACGCAGCCUCUUUCUUCCGCGUCUUUUCCUUCCGCGCCCCCUGUUUCCGCGCCUCCUGUUUCCGCGCCUCCUGUUUCUGCGCCUUCUUCUUCCGCGCCUCCUUCUUUCGUGCCGCCUGGCCCCUUUAGUAACUUGUUCGGGGAACCAGCUCCCCAAAAGAGCGCCCCUCAGCCGCCGAAACGCAGCAAAACCACCGAAUUACUCCAGGGAAGCAACACCAACCUCUUGGCUGCCUCGAACGAAGUCGUAGAUGACCCCCUCGACAGAAGGAUCAACCUUGCAUUCGGAGGCUCCAGCGACGCGAAGAACCCAGAGUAUUGGCCCGUUGGCCCCUCUAAAAUUUCAGACUUCGGUAUUGCCCCCGGCAACACGGCAGUCCAAAUCGGCGGCGUCAAGACCCCUUCUACCCCAGCGCCCAAACCUGGACGUGGCAGCAGCAACGUCUCCGGCCCUAGAGAUCCUUGGAAAUCGGUGAGUGGGUUCUGGAGCAUGUCGGGAAAUAUACCCGGACUCAGUAACAACCCCAAAACGCCCGCCAGGCCUCCUCCUACUAGAGCACAGAACCCACCUGCUACACCCACUCGACCCGGCCGUGGCACCAAGCAACCCGUCACCGCACCCGUCAGCGCCGGCCCCACCACAAUCAGGCUCGGCAGCAACACCAAGACGCCAAGCAAGCCGCCCACCAGCGCCGGCCGACCAAGCGGCUUCGGGCCCGGAAUCAGCACCCCGCGGGCCCCCCAGCCAAAGGCCCAGGUCCAGCAGCCACCACCAUUAUAUCCAACCCUGCCCACAGCAACCCCACAAGCCCCGCGGGUCCCGCAGCCAAAGGUCCAGCAGCAGCCACAGCAGCCAUUAUACCCAGUUCUGCCCACAGCAACCACCUGGCAAGCCCCGCAAGCCCCGCAACCCCCAAAGGCAACCACGCCGAGCAGCAGCGGUAGGGGCACAAAGCGGCCGGCGCCAGUCGACGACGACGAGGAGGACGUCGACGCGGGAGAAGAUGAGGAGCAGCGCCAGUACGACGAGGCCAUCAACGCGUCGCUCAUGCAGGCGAUCCCGAACCGCGACGGCUUCCCGGAGCUGCAGUACCUGAUCCGCGCGUACCGGCGCGCGGGCGUGGCCGAGCAGGUCCUGAACCAGCGCCCGGACGAGGGCGCCGGGUACGCGGUCCCCGUGAGUGAGGGCCAGCCGCAGUACCCCGUGCCGAUCUGGAAGGGGCAGGUUGCUGAUUUGUGAGUUGAGUUGAGUGAGCGGGAUGGACGAGGGAGAGGUGUGUGAGGUGUGCAGUUUGAGAGGGGUUAUGGGAUAGGGGAGAUGUGGUGGGGAGAAAAGGGGGGAAAGGAGUAAGAGUCACGGUGAAAGAAAUUGGAAGAUUUUGUACGAUGAGAGAUGGAUCGGUGUAAAAUAGUAACCGAUAAAGCUGGGAGGAGUGAAACAUAUUGCGAGACUUUGUGCAGAGGGUACUUACAUCUAUUUUGUAGAAUCUUUCGUUAUUCCAUUUGUCUAGUUCAUGAAUACAGAUUUUCGGCGUUUCUAAUCAUUCAUCGCUCG